AGCGACGGCUGGUUCCGGGUCCUGUGACCGAUCAGGCGGUGGCGCGGGCGCGGGCACGGUCUCGGGGAAGUUUCGACGGCCAGCGGGGGUCCGGCGCGGGGCUGAGCCCGCCGGAGAGCAGCCGGCCGGCAGGAGUGGGGCUGGAGGCGCUCAUGGCGGGCGGCGGGGCCGGGGACCUGGGACUGGGGGUGGCCGCCACCGGGGCGCCGGAGACCCGCGAGCACCUCUUCAAGGUGCUGGUCAUCGGCGAACUCGGAGUGGGCAAGACCAGCAUCAUCAAGCGCUACGUUCACCAGCUCUUCUCCCAGCACUACCGGGCCACCAUCGGGGUGGACUUCGCACUCAAAGUCCUUAACUGGGACAGCAGGACGCUGGUGCGCCUGCAACUGUGGGACAUCGCGGGGCAGGAGCGGUUUGGCAACAUGACCCGAGUCUACUAUAAAGAAGCUGUUGGUGCCCUUGUAGUCUUUGAUAUAUCAAGAGGUUCCACGUUUGAGGCCGUCUUAAAAUGGAAAAAUGAUCUGGAUAGUAAAGUCCAUCUUCCAAGUGGCGGCCCUAUUCCUGCUGUUCUUUUAGCUAAUAAAUGUGACCAGAAGAAGGACAGUGGGCAGAACUCUUCCCAGAUGGACCAGUUCUGCAAAGAACACGGCUUCAGUGGAUGGUUUGAAACCUCCGCCAAGGAUAACAUAAACAUAGAUGAAGCAGCCCGGUUUCUGGUGGAGAACAUUCUCAUGAACCAGCAAAGCUUUCCUAAUGAAGAAAACGAUGCGGACAAAAUUAAACUGGAUCUCAAGGCCUCGCCCGUGGAUAACAAAUCCCAGUGCUGCUGAUGUGGCUGUGGCUCCUUGCUCCUUUCCUUGCUCCCACUGGCGAGAGGCAGCCUGACUUGAUUUCUCCACUUGGAGCAAAUUCCUGAGAACAGAGUAAGCUGGUGGAUGUGCUGCUCUGGGCAUCUACCCAGGGCUGUGCGUCCACAGGACAGCGAGGGCGCCCGGGAGCCUAAGCUGAAAUGGGGUGUCAUGGCUCUGCACCUUGGAGCCAACACUUAGGCCUCUGUUGUUGUUGCUGCCAUCAUAUUCAGGAUAAUGUUUACAUCCUUCUGAACGCCUUCUCAAAGGACAGUGCUCAGGGUUUGGUAAGGGUUCCAGAUUGUGGAUCUUACUGUAAGCACUGGGGUGGUAAUAAAACUUUCCCUGCCGUUUACAGUAAUUUUAUGAGUCCGUAUUUUUGUGUUUCGGCUUCCCUUUUGAGGGAAGUUUUUAGACUGUUAGCCACAGAAGGCUUGACAUUUCUGUUCGGCAGUUUGUGGGCUUUUUUCUCAAAAUUUCUCUCUUAACUAGCGCUAGUCUUUUCAAAUUUGUAAUAGUCACAGUCAAGGAGAGAAUGUAUUUCAAAGCACAUACAAUUAGAUCGAAGAUUCUUUUAGUAUGAAUUGUGAAAAACUAAGUCAGGUGUGGUUUUAUAUAAAGUUUUGGGCAUUUAAAGUAUAAAUCAUGAGAAAUGUAAGUCUGGCUCACAAUCUUUGUAUUACCACUCAGUCCAAUUAAGAACAGAAUAAACAUUUUGACAGAA
Phyllostomus hastatus (greater spear-nosed bat) is the source of this 1572-nucleotide messenger RNA. It is a transcript of the gene RAB32, whose product is annotated as RAB32, member RAS oncogene family. Gene Ontology annotation, cellular component: trans-Golgi network; Golgi apparatus; vesicle. Gene Ontology annotation, biological process: vesicle-mediated transport. The record is from RefSeq and is a predicted model, not a curated record. Gene Ontology annotation, molecular function: GTPase activity; GTP binding. The transcript has 3 exons. Lineage: Eukaryota; Metazoa; Chordata; Mammalia; Chiroptera; Phyllostomidae. The coding region runs from base 153 to 830 and encodes 225 amino acids.